AUGGCCUCGACUUACUUACGUCCGUUGGCAAACCCUAAACGGGUCAAGUUAGUGUCAACCUGUGACGUUUGCAAAAACCGUAAAGUCAAAUGUGAUAAAGAACGACCGGAAUGCGGAACUUGUAAAAAAACAAAUCGAAAAUGUAGUUAUACUUACGCGGCUUUUACAGAAUCGAUAAGAGAGAAACAGAAUGGUUUAAGAUCACAAGCGGAUUCUAGUUUUCUUCAAACUCAAUUAAAUUAUUUACAGAAUGUACAGUUUGGACAAUUAUAUGAAGAAUCGGGUUUUUUAUCGAUGGCUUCAAGAAGUUUUGGUAUAGAAGUUAACAAUGGUCAAAAUAUUGCUGGAAUGUUAGCGAUGCCAACGACUUCAAUGGCGGCCGAUGUCAAUAAUUAUGGUCUUGACGCAACAUCAUUAAUAACCACUGAGGUUCUUCAAAAUUCCUCAAAUGUUGCGGCUUCGAUUCAGAGGGAUGCUGAACAAUGCCAAUACGAUCCUACAUAUUAUUUAAAUUGCACCGAUUUUGCUGCAUUAUUACAAAGCCAACAAUACCAAUCUCAAUCAGCAGAAACUCAAUCGACAAACAAAAUGCAAUCACAACAAACUUCACAAUAUCAACAAAGUCAACCAAAUCAACCAAAUCAACAGAUACAAUACAUUGAUCAGGGAAUGCAUUCUGGGGAUACUGUUGAUGAACUCGCAUCUAAUAUAGAAAAUUUAAAUCUUUACGAGUCAACAAGAUAUAUUGGGGAAGGAUCAUUAUUACUGUUAGAUGAUGAUAACUUUGGAGAAAUGAUAAUUCCUCAAACUCAACCAGAUUUAUCGCAACAUGUUCAUCGUUAUUUUCCUGCAUUAAAGCAACAGACUGUAUGGAAUUCUCUUAAAGAUUUAAAUAGACCGCAGCAUCUGUUAUUGUUAAAUUGUAUUUUUUUUACAGCUUCACCUUUUCAUGAAGAUCCAGACAAAAAAGAUGGAAGAAUAUAUUUUGACAGGGCUGAAGCUUUACUUUACGAAUAUUGUACAUUGCCGCAUGCUCUUACUGUUAUGUCUAUAAUUAUCCUGGGACAUCACAAUAAACAGACGGGAGCAAAUUGGAUGUACAGUGGCAUUGCAACCAAAAUGUUAUUUGAACUUGGUUUACACCGCAAAUUCAAGAAUAAAAUACGUGUUGAGGUGGAGCAAUUAAGAAAUGAAGCAUUUUGGAUGUCGACGUAUGGACGUCCUAACAUGAUUGAUGAAACAGAUUGUGAUGUCGAUGUACCUAAAGUGAUAUUAAAUCCAUAUCCAAUGGAUGAAAAUGAUCGACUUGAAAUAGCUUACAUUCAUUUAAUUAAUCUUAGUAGGAUCUGUGCUAGAGUACGUAAGUAUCUGCACGCAUCAAGACUAAGGGUUUUGGUACGAGAUGACGAAAAUAAAUUUAGAAUAUUAGAUGCUGCACUUGCAAAUUGGUCUCAUUCUUUACCAAGAUGGUUAAGGUUUGAAGAAAUUGCUAAGGAUCCUGAUGGUGCAUUAUUGAAUGGAGUCGGCGGUGAUUUACAUAUUUUUUUCCAUACCGUCUUGAUUCUUCUUCAUAUCAGACAUUUAAAACCUCCAGAAGAGUAUCAGAUUCAAAUAUUAAAUUCUCCUGUAAUUUGCAAGCAAUCUGCCACGAUCAUACUUCAUUGUCUUGAAAUAUUACUAGAAAAACAUCCGGAUUUUUUUGCUCUGGCAUUAUCUGGUCCAUUUGCGAUUAGUCCAGCAAUGAGGGUAUUUUCUUGGCAUGCAAAAUAUGAAGAAAAUAAAAAAGCUACCGAAAUGCUUAAACGUCUUGAAGAUAUAAAAUCUAGGAUUACGGAAUUAUCUAAAAAUUAUGAUCGUGGUAGAAUUGAUGAUGAGGGAAGAAUGGACGGAGAACAUGUAUUUACAGAGUGGUUAGGAAUUCCAUCCCAUCCUCGAAAUAGGAUGAUCGAUAAUGAUACGUCUAAUCUAAGAGAAUGGGAAGUUUUUAUUGCUGAUGAUGAUAGAAAUUUAAGAAGACAAUAUAGUUGGAUUGCAAGAAAACAAUCUGGUGGACCCUUUAUGCCUAGAAGAAAAACUUCAAGUUUUUCUAGGUCAAUGAGCCUAAAUAGUAAUUCUUCAAUUUACAUGAAGGGUAAAUCGUUUAGUUCUAGCUUUGAUUUUAUGAAUUCAAGUCAAAAUAUGGAAGAUCUUAAUUUUACGUUUAAAACAGAUAAAAAUUUUGAUUUUUCAGCCUUUUCGCAAUUAUCUGAUCAAAAUUUGAGUUUACCUCAGGUGACAUUAGAUGGUGUGCUUGUCGAAGAACCAGAACAAUUCGAUCAAGAUCAUAAACAAUUUUGCGGAAAUUCACAAUAUCAUACUCCUUUACAACAAUCUCCUCAAUUGCAACCACAACAAUUUAAUUCCCCUUAUCAUUCACCGCUUCAACAGUCACCACAACUUCAAGCGUCAGAUUAUCAUACGCCACUUAAUCUUUCACCGCAACUUAAUCCGCAAGGUUAUAUUUCACCUUUUCAACAAUCGCCUCAAAUACAACCGCAAGAUUAUGGUAAUUCUUCACAUUUGAACCAAUUUGGUUCACCACAUUUACAACCAUAUGAUUCGCCGCAAUACGAUCCAUCGCAGCAGCUUCAGCCUCAACAAUUCCAUUCGUCACAGCAACAAGAUCAACAACCACAACUCUUUUCUCAUGAUGAACUUGAUUUAAAACCCGAUGGAUUUUGGAGCGUUUUACAUAAUGAAAAUAAUAAUAAUCAUCUGGGAAAUUCAUCUAUAAUAAAUGAUAGUGGAUUCUCAGAUGGAUUAAAUGGUAAUGAAAAUGAUUGUGACUUUAGUGAAGUAGGUUUAGGAAUCUCUGUAGAGAAUAAGAAGUAG
Funneliformis geosporum is the source of this 2871-nucleotide messenger RNA. NCBI's taxonomy places the organism in Eukaryota, Fungi, Glomeromycota, Glomeromycetes, Glomerales, Glomeraceae. The record is from the annotation of a GenBank genome assembly.